Rhopalosiphum maidis (corn leaf aphid) is the source of this 755-nucleotide messenger RNA. RefSeq names its product ARL14 effector protein-like. The coding region runs from base 398 to 610 and encodes 70 amino acids. Gene Ontology annotation, cellular component: intracellular membrane-bounded organelle. Lineage: Eukaryota; Metazoa; Arthropoda; Insecta; Hemiptera; Aphididae. The record is from RefSeq and is a predicted model, not a curated record. The transcript has 3 exons.
AAUACUUAUAUAUAGUCGAGAUACUAUAGCACGAUUAAAAAUAUACCUUUAAAUAGAUUUUUCUUUAAUCGUGGAUUCUAUGAUUGCUGCUUGAUUAUGAUUUAAUGAUUAUUACCAUGAACUAUAACGUACAUUUCUCUUCUUGAUCAUUCAAAUAUUCAUAUAAAUAGGUAAUGUAUAAAAAUACGAUAAUUGUAAUAUUGUAUUAUAUGAUCCAAGUAUCUAACUUAUAAAGCAGAUCUUCUCGUCGUGUUUUUAAUGAAAUAACCUAAUUUAUAUCAUACCGGGACAGUAAAAUUGUGAUAUUUAAAUUUAGUGUCUUGGUGUAUUUUGAAAAACAGACAAAUUAAUUUACGAAAAUAAGCUUUAUGUAAAUAGUGGUUUACAUACAAUCUAAAUGGAUAAAACUAAAGAAGCUAUUGAAAAAUUAAGAAUUUCAAAUCCCAAUGAUGGAAUUUGUGAUUGCAAUGAUGUAAAAUGUAUAGGGUGCUUUUGGCCCUGUGAAUCAUGCGCAUCAAAUAAAUGUGGACACCAAUGCCGUAUCAAUCGAGAAUGGAAGUAUGAAGUAUGGGAAAGACAAGGAAGAAAUAAUAAAAUUAAUUUAUCCUAAUUAUGUAAAGUAUAACUAAAUAAUAGUUUCGUGCUGAAUUAGGCAUUUUUUAGGCUAUCGAUAAUUAACAGUUUUUAUGUUUGAUUAAUUAAAUAAAUCUAAGCUUAGUUUGUAAUUUUUAAGACUUAAUUCUAUAGCAUUUACA